GUGUUUGCGUCUGCUGCUUUGGUUCCGAGCAUGAUUUUGUUCCCAUUGUAGUGUGUGAGACGCCAUCGUCGUAUACAGUCCCACCAGCUGCAAAAGAUGCCGGGAGCGGACAAGGAGAUGGAGCUUUCCGAGUGGAUGGAAGCCUUCCUCUCGGAACUCAAACGCGGAGGUAGCGGGGCUGGGCCUCCGCCUGGAUCAGGGGAAACUGCCCGAGAUACAGCUUUCUUGCUUCGCAAAAUAACUGCGCAAGCACGCUGGAACAGUGCAGGAGAUUUAAUGGAUAUCAUACGUAAAGAAGGUAGGAGGAUGACAGCGGCGCAGCCUUCGGAAACCACCGUGGGUAACAUGGUGCGGAGAGUGUUGAAAAUCAUCAGAGAGGAGUAUGUCAGAUCUGGUGGCAACAGUGAAGAGGCUGAUCAGCAGGAAUCCUUGCAUAAGCUGCUGACAUCUGGAGGACAGAGUGAGGAUAACUUCAGACAGGCCUUCCCACCGCUCAGAGCCAAUGUCAUUGAAGCCAUCAAUGAGCUCUUAACAGAACUGGAGGGAACUACGGAUAAUAUUGCAAUGCAGGCACUGGAGCACAUUCACUCCAAUGAAGUCAUCAUGACCAUCGGCCGCUCCCGUACGGUGGAGGAGUUCCUGGAGGUUGCAGCUCGAAAGAGGAAAUUCCAUGUUAUAGUGGCAGAGUGUGCACCAUUCUGUCAAGGCCAUGAAAUGGCAGCCAGAUUAGCUAAAGCUGGCAUUGAAACUACAGUAAUUACAGAUGCAGCAAUAUUUGCAGUAAUGUCCCGAGUCAACAAGGUAAUUAUUGGCACUCAGACAGUCCUUGCAAAUGGUGGAUUAAGGGCAGUGAAUGGUACCCACACUCUUGCUCUUGCAGCCAAACAUCACUCUACUCCACUUAUUGUCUGUGCUCCCAUGUUUAAGCUAUCACCACAGUUUCCGAAUGAAGAGGACACAUUCCAUAAGUUUGUUUCCCCGCAGGAGAUCUUGUCUUUCACAGAAGGUGAGAUACUCUCAAAAGUGAACGUGCAUAGUCCAGUUUUCGAUUACGUUCCUCCAGAACUUAUAACAUUAUUUAUUUCUAAUAUCGGGGGAAAUGCUCCUUCCUAUAUUUAUAGACUGAUGAGUGAACUUUACCACCCAGAAGAUCACGAACUGUAAUUUCUGAAACAGUCAUAAAUAAAUAAAAAGACAAUAAAAUAUA
This is a messenger RNA of Acipenser ruthenus (sterlet), 1207 nucleotides long. Its product is annotated as translation initiation factor eIF-2B subunit beta. Gene Ontology annotation, biological process: translational initiation. The coding region runs from base 97 to 1164 and encodes 355 amino acids. NCBI's taxonomy places the organism in Eukaryota, Metazoa, Chordata, Actinopteri, Acipenseriformes, Acipenseridae. Gene Ontology annotation, molecular function: guanyl-nucleotide exchange factor activity; translation initiation factor activity. The transcript has 8 exons. Gene Ontology annotation, cellular component: eukaryotic translation initiation factor 2B complex. The record is from RefSeq and is a predicted model, not a curated record.